UAGUCUAGGAUACUCUAUCGAUCACGGCAAUGCAAGCAACAUAACCUUUUAUAUAUAUUUGUUGACUUUCAAAUUCACAAAUCCGAUCUAUAAAAAAGCGACCUUUCUUUCACCACUUGUUUUACAUCAAUAAUAAUCUAAACACCAUCAUCACCUGUUUCAAAUUUGAAUCAUCACAUCAUGUAUUCUCCAAAAGUGGAUCAAAAAAACACCAAAAAACCUUCAAUAGCAAUUAGGGUUCUUAAGGCACCAGUAAAAGUUAUGUGCAAGAUCCGGGACUUGUAUGUCUCCAGCAUGUUCAGAUGCGCAACCGGUAUGGGUGGUCCAACAGGUCCCUACAGCUCCGGUCUGCCAAGAAGCUACAGCACGGCAUCUUCGAGAACCGACGAUGAUUUUAUAGAACUCAUGAGGAUUGCUUCCAUCAGAAGUUUGGGUAACAGGUUGGAUCCGGAGUUUCUCCGGCGGCAACAGAGUCCAGUGCCGCCGGUUGUGCCGCGCAGUCAAAGCGCGGCUAUUGGUAGAAUUGAUGAAGACAAGGCUUGUGAAUUUGGGAAUGAUUUUAGAUUAAAUUCUGAGAUGUUUCCAAGGAGUAGAAGUCAUGCAGUUGCAAGAAUGUAUGUCUGAGAAUCUCAAUCUGAGAUAGGGUUUACAGGAACAGGUUUUUUACAUGUCUGACUGGGACUUUUAAUCUGAAUAUUUAAGAAUUCUUGUUAUGUUUCACACUUUUUUUUCUUUUUUUUCUUUUUUUGGGUUGUGAAAAAAAGGUGGGUUUUCAAUUUCAUACGAUAUGACAUCAAAGUUGUCUUCCUUUCUAGCUCUUAUCUUCAUUUAUAAGAAAAUGAUAUUUUCUGCA
Molecule: messenger RNA, 853 nt
Organism: Helianthus annuus (common sunflower)
Lineage: Eukaryota; Viridiplantae; Streptophyta; Magnoliopsida; Asterales; Asteraceae
Exons: 1
Coding region: 181-624 (147 amino acids)
Source: RefSeq, a predicted model, not a curated record